CAUCUUAUUCAUAUGAUUAAUAUGAUUUAUUUUUCUGUUAAUUAAUUAAUUUAAUUUCUGUUCAUUAAUUUGAUUGUAAUUAAGUUUCUAUGUUCUUACCUUGAAAAGUGAAGGAUUUUUGUUUAUCUUGUUGUAAUAUUUUGUGUAGGAAAUGAUCAUUGAUGAAACUUCAGGUUUUAUCAUAAGAACAACAAAAUUAUGAUUCUCUUUGGAAAGGAAUUCAACAGUGUGUGCGGGAAAAUUGGAGAAAAUGUUAAUCGGUCAACUCUUUCUAACGGAUAUCAACUUAUCGCCAUUUUGCCUAAUUGAAUUUCUCUCUCUCUCUUUCUUUUAGUUUCCCUCUCAAGUGAUUCUUAAGUGAUUAAGUUAUACAUUUUUCCCUCUCUCACUAUUUCAUCUUUCUCUUCAAUAUAUUUCUCAUUGUUAACCAGUUAUAUUUUUAUUAUUUUGUGAUAAUCAUCACAAAACAAUCAAGUUAACUAUUGAUCAACAUUUCAAGUGAUUUAAGGAUUCAUGGUUAGUUGAAACGGAUUGGAAAUGGUAAACCUGAUUGAAUUUAUGUGAGUGAAGGUUAUAAAGUAUUCAUGUUAAAUCUAUUGUAACAAAAGGGGUAGAUUGGAAUCAGUGAAUAAAAAAAGGUUUAAAGUCUCGUCUCUUUCUCACUAUCAAUUGAUGUGAAUAAUAUUCCAAAGGUGGUUAAUUUAAUUGAUUACUAGUUUUUUUCCUCUCUCUCUCCCUCUCCCUCAAUACUGAAUUUCUAUUCAAUUGGUUACACGUUAUUCUUGCAAGUCUAGUUUUUCUGUACCACUGAUGGACCUUGUGUGAUUCUACAACAAAGUGUUCAUGUUUUACCAUGUUUUCCAUCAUUUAUCAUGGAUAAAUUUUUUACUCAAUGAAUGUUGACAACGGAACAAGAAGUAAAUUCACAAAAGGCAAGACCGUUGAAAAGGAAUCAAAGAGGGAAAAGAAAAACAUUGACUAUUAUCACAUGAGGAGGUUCAACUAAUUUAAUAAAGAUCGAGGUUAACGAGGUGAUACUUAACGACUCUUUAUAAUUGACAUUGCGUUUUUCCAGAAUUCAUCUUUAAUUUCAUCUUCAUCAUUUUGUCAAGUUUGUGCAACUAUUUUCUCAUGAGAAGUUUAAAUUAAUCAACAAUCAACUGCUCGGUUCCAAUUAACUAACUUAUAAUAUUUUUUUCACAUUUUGUUUUUUACUCAAUUUUGUGAUAAUCAUCAUUAGUGGGAUUGAUUUAAAACAAAGACAAGGAAAAACUUGAACAAUCUUCAUUUAUCGUGCCAUCACCAUCACCUUAGUCAUAAUUAAACCAUCCUCAAUUAAUAACAAUCAGAGGCAGAAAGAAAAAUGUGAUUAACAGCAACAAUAAUCAACCUCAUGUGUUCAUUUCUGGAAAAAAAACUACAGUUUGUUGUGGAAACUUUUGCAUAUCUUUGAACUUUCAUUCUGAAUUUUUCUUUCUCACUCUCUUUUUCUGAUACAAGUUUGUAUGAGAUAGUAAAUUAACACAAAAGAGAACAAAAUUGUUUUGUUUAAUCAACUUUUUCUUUCUCUCACAUUUUCUAUGUGACCGAAACAAUCGACACAACAAGAAUCAGCAUCACAUUUCGCUGGUUAUCAUUUGAAACGAUAUUUUUUUUACUAUUCAAAAGUUUCAUCAUUAUAAGUCAACCUUUGUCUACCUUCCCAUCAUAAUCAUCAUCAAAUCAUCAACAAUCAUCUGUUUCUUCCUGGUGUUGUCUUUUUUUCUCCCUCUCUCACCACCACCACAACAACAAAAGCCAUGUUUUCCUAUUAUGCUUUAGAGACAUGGUUAUUCUCAUUUUUUGCUCUUCUCUUAUUAGGGUUCAUCAUUUUUUACACCAAACGAUUGAUCACUAUUCUAACGGAUAUGAGAAAAUCGAACAAAAAAGUCUCCUACAAGCCAUGGGAAAUGGAGAGUAAGUUGGAAAAGAAAUCAUCAAUCUUCACAAUCUUUGAAAAAGUUGCCAAAGGUAAAGUUAAAGUACCAAGACGAUUUGGACCAAUUAAGGGACUUGUACCUGUUCGAGAAUCAGCUAUAACUACCAAAAAGUCGAAACAAUUAAAAUCAUUACCUUCCAAUCGUUUGGAUUCCGUUGAUGGUAUUGCUACAAUUGAAGGAGCUCUAAGUCGUAGUUCAUCUGUUGGAUCCGGAAUUAGUUACGAGACAACCACAACUAAUUCAGAAUUUUAUCGAGAAAGUCGACUAUCUGUUAGUGAGAUGGUUAAAGAAGAGGGAUCAUGGAUUAGUCAAUUAAUGGUCGAUCAGAAUCAGAAUUCUGUUAAAAAUAACCUUCAAGCUCACAUUAGUGCUGCCGCUGUCGAAAACUUAUCCGCUAAUUUGCCAAAAACUGUUGCUAAUGGUAACACAGUUAAUCAUGAAAACAACAAUAGUACCACCGUAACCGCUAACGGUAAAGUUAAAACGAUACAUGAUGACACGAUAAAUAGAAACACUAAAAAUAAGGAGACCAAAGAAGAUGAUAAUAAUAACAACAAUAACAAUAAUUACAAGGAAAAAAUAACCAACGGUGGGGUCAUUUUGGUCACUCCAGAGAUCAACAAUUUACCUUUCUCGAAUACCCAUAAAUACUAUUCACCAUCUAAUCAACAGUCAAUCCGUGAUUCUAAAUUAACUUUACCAAUGGAGCAAAACGAUGAUCACAUUGAAGUGAUUAGUAAAACAAUUCCCGUUCUUGAUGAAUCAUUUACUUCAUCAUCGACAACAAUUGAAGGAAACAAUAGAUCAACAAUUACCAAAACAACGAGUAAAAAAGUUAUCGUAACCGAAGUAUCAAAACAAAGGAAACUAGAAAAUCGUAUUGCUGCAUGAAAAGAAAUCCGAGUGAUUUAACAAACCAUCAACAAUUAAGUGAAAUUUAAAUCAUCUACAUAUUUAUUUUUUGAUUUGAUUUACUUUGUGAAUUAAUAUCUAAUUUGGAUUAUAAAUUUAAAUGGUAUAAUCAAGGUUCAGUACUUCAUCAUGAUAAUAAUUAUAACGAUUGUAAUGAUUGACUAUGAGGAAAAGCACAAUUUCCAAUUGUCUUGAUACGUAAUUAACUAAUCAACAUUUUUUUAUACAAAUUAUUGGAAAACAAAAUUGUGCCAAUUUAUGACAAUUUAGUUAACUAAAAAUUCAUCAAAAAGUCAACCUACCUGAGUGAUAAAUGUAACCAACUAUUCAUACAUUUAUUUUCUAAUAAUUUCUAUUCCAGUUUUUAAUUAACCAUAGAACCGGUUGUUAUACUUUCGUUUUUGUUUUGUAUGGAUCAUUAAUUAAUCACAAUCAAAUCUGGAUCAUCAUCAUCAUCAUCACCGCAACAAUUGAGAAUCGUAAUCAUAUUGUCAUUUUUGUACAAUUCUCGAUAAUUUUUUCCAAUGUUAAAUUCAAGGAACGACGAUCAAUCACAAUUAACGUAAUUUUCAUCUACAUUUAAAAGAUGAAACUGGUUCCAAUUGAUUAGUCAAACAAUUAGCUAACCAAAUUUUUACUUGUGUAAUUGUAAAUAAUACAAUUUAAAUGACAAUCAAAACAGUUUUUCCCCAAACUUUUGAUUAGAUAAAAAUUUAAUGAAUUGUAUCCAAAUGUGUCUAAUUGAAUCAAAGCAAAAACAGUAACAAUCAAGUGAAAAUCAAAGUCUCGUCAUUAUGUAAAUCAAAUUGUUUAUUAAAUUAAAAUUAAACAUAAGCAAAAAAAUAAAAA
Molecule: messenger RNA, 3740 nt
Organism: Panonychus citri (citrus red mite)
Lineage: Eukaryota; Metazoa; Arthropoda; Arachnida; Trombidiformes; Tetranychidae
Product: probable cyclin-dependent serine/threonine-protein kinase DDB_G0292550
Exons: 6
Coding region: 1800-2870 (356 amino acids)
Source: RefSeq, a predicted model, not a curated record